UUAUGUGUGAUCCUAUAAUUAGCGAGCAAUAUUAUUACAACGAGUAAUUCAACUAGGUAUAUUAUUUAGAUCGUACGAUGUGAAUGCUAAUUAAAUUGAUUUUUCUGGAAUACCAGAUUCCUAUUUGAACAAUUAGCAAUAAAAGAGAUAACAAUUUCCAAAAAUCUAAAUUUUCGAGGAAGCUGACAAUGGGCUAAAUAGUUUAGAACACAAUUAGAUUCAAUUUGAAGAAAUAAAGAUGGAUAGGCUUCGGAUAAAGAAUGACAGCUCCAUUGAUGCCUAGCCUAGAAGUGGAAGCGAUGGGGAUAACUCACUAGAUGCAAGUUAGAAUAACAGAAGAAGGAGGAGAUCAAGUACUUUUUUGUUCAAAUAUAGAAAAAUAUUCAAAAGAAGAAUAAAAAAAUUUAAAAGAUUCAUUGUAAUCCUAGAUCCUUUUGAAUCUGGGGUAGACAAAGAGCACAUACACUAAUAAAAUUCAGAAUUUGGUGAAAAAUGAAAAUAACGGCCGUUUGUUGAUCAUAACCAAAGCUAGACAAUCGUAUUAAAAUAUGUUGAUUCAUUUUUUAGAAGGAGUUAAUAGAAAUUGGAAAGGAAAAAUGAACAGCAGCUUUAAAUUAAUCUAGAACAUAGCGAUUAGUCUUCAUCUGAAAAUCAAGAUUCGCUUAAUGAUGGAAAUAUGGAUCCUAGUCGUUUAAAACAAGUGAGGAAUCGAGAAUCAGCCAGAAAUUCAAGAGCAAGAAAGAAAAUAUAUUUUGAGUUAUUAGAGACAAGAGUUCAAGAGUUAUAGGAUGAAAAUGAUAAACUUAGAGAGUAAUGUAAUAAUUUGUCAAAAUCAAUUGAAAAUUACAAUAAAUAGCAAGAUAAGGUAAAUAAGAUAGUAAUGGAUAGUUUUCGUAAUUCUUGGAAUAGUAAGAGAAACUAUUCGAGAGAUUGGAAGAUUGCAUUAAUUAAGGCAAGGAUGCAACAGAAAUCGAAAUCUUGUUGGAUGCAUUGAAAUAUAGAACAUCAUCUAAUAAAUAGGAGAGAAUAGAUGCUGCUAAAUCAUAUUCCUAUUCAAUCUUAGAUGUGUGUUUACCAUUACAGACUAAAUAUUUAUUUAGUAUAUUAGAUGACAAAGACUUCUUUUCUUAAAAUUCGAGGUAAUUGUGGAUAUGAAUUGUAGAAAUUACACUGAUUAUUUGAGAGAUGUCUUUAAGAAAAUUGAUACAAAAACUGAUGACUUUGGAAAUAAUGAAAAAAUUAAACAAAAAUUAGGAGUGGCAAAGUAGAAUAUGGAUGAGUAACAACUUUAAUUUAAUUAUCAAUAGUUCGUUUAAGAAGAUAAAAAAGGAGAUUAAAUUAAUUUAGAGCGAGGCAGGAAAGGUAGAUUUGUUGUGGGAAUAAUUGAAAGAAAAAUUAUAACCUCAAAUAUUGGCAUAAUGUUUGCUAACACUGCAUAAGGUAUAAAGAUCAUCAAGUGUUUAGAAUGAAUUUCGAGCAGAGUUUUAGGCAUCAACCUUAUUUAAGAGGCACAAAGAAAAAAAAGAGUAAGCAGGAAUGUCAAUCGAAUAAUAAUUAUUGUAGCGAAAGUAAGUAAAAAAAUGUAAUUGA
Molecule: messenger RNA, 1590 nt
Organism: Paramecium octaurelia
Lineage: Eukaryota; Ciliophora; Oligohymenophorea; Peniculida; Parameciidae
Source: the annotation of a GenBank genome assembly